This is a messenger RNA of Suillus discolor, 1227 nucleotides long. Its product is annotated as S-adenosyl-L-methionine-dependent methyltransferase. Gene Ontology annotation, biological process: rRNA methylation. The coding region runs from base 57 to 1097 and encodes 346 amino acids. Gene Ontology annotation, cellular component: mitochondrial matrix. The record is from RefSeq and is a predicted model, not a curated record. Gene Ontology annotation, molecular function: rRNA (adenine-N6,N6-)-dimethyltransferase activity. Lineage: Eukaryota; Fungi; Basidiomycota; Agaricomycetes; Boletales; Suillaceae. The transcript is spliced from 5 exons.
CUUCUACUUGUUACAUUUUUCGCCCACAGUAUCAACUCCACCGUGACAAUCCAAGAAUGCCUCGUGCAACUUCAGGGCGUUUCUCGCGUACCCACCAGCCGUCAAUAAAAUCGGCCGCUGCAUCAUCAUCAUCUAAAAACCAUAGUGCAAAUGAAGGGACUUCAGCCGGCGUCCGUAACCCAAUAUUCAAUACAGAAAGAUUCGGACAACAUAUCUUGAAGAAUCCGCAGAUUGCUCAAACUAUCGUAGACAAGGCAAACCUUCGUCCUACGGAUAAAGUCCUCGAAGUUGGACCUGGUACAGGUAACCUUACUGUCAAGAUUCUUGAAAAAGCCAAAAAUGUCACCGCUGUUGAGAUGGACCCACGGAUGGCAGCUGAGUUGACGAAGCGAGUUCAGGGGAAGUGCGUGUACCUCUCCGUCUUAAUAUCAUCAACUGACAGGCUACUCCUCGAAAGACCAGAACAACGAAAAUUAGACAUAAUCAUUGGAGACUUUGUAAAAACCGAUCUCCCAUAUUUCGAUGUAUGCAUAUCCAACACACCCUAUCAAAUAUCAUCACCCCUUGUCUUUCGCCUACUCUCUCAUCGACCAAUCUUUCGUGUAGCGAUCCUCAUGUUCCAGAGAGAAUUUGCCAUGAGGCUUGUCGCUCAACCCGGAACAGAACUUUGGUCGCGGCUAUCUGCCAAUGUACAGCUUUAUUCGAAGGUGGACCUGGUGAUGCACGUGGGAAAAAACAACUUCCGACCAGCACCACAAGUUGAAUCGUCAGUGGUCCGACUGGUGCCUCUUAAUCCUCCUCCCCCCAUCAAGUUCGAGGAAUUUGAUGGGCUGGGUAGAAUUAUCUUUUCGAGGCGAAAUAAAAUGGUACAUGCCACAUUCAUGGCAAAAGGCGUCAUGGAGAUGCUGGAAAAAAACUGGAGAACGUGGUGCUCGACACAAAAUAAGAUGAUCGAUGAACACACAAACAUGAAGACUAAAGUAGAAGAAGUUCUCGGCUCAUCGGGAUACUCGCAACAGCGGGCAGCCAAGAUGACCCUUGACGAUCUCCUAAAACUACUAUCCGCAUUUCACGACGAGGGUAUACAUUUUGCUUGAUAGGACUUUCAUCUGAUGCAGUGUAUUGUGCUGGUGAAUACACGUCCUGUUGCUACACAUGUGCCAAUCUAUAUGGUAAUUAAUUAUUUCACUGUCGAUGCACAACCCAGAAUGCGACUAUCAUCAUAGC